Messenger RNA from Purpureocillium lilacinum, 414 nucleotides. RefSeq lists its product as uncharacterized. The record is from RefSeq and is a predicted model, not a curated record. NCBI's taxonomy places the organism in Eukaryota, Fungi, Ascomycota, Sordariomycetes, Hypocreales, Ophiocordycipitaceae.
AUGAGCGGUUCUGAGUCCGGCUCGCUCGACUCGCAGUCAUUCUCAGACAAUGAAUCUGAGUCGGAGGCCGAGAGCGAGCCCGCGCCGCCUCCAAAGCCAGUUCCCAGAGUAAGAAGGCCCAUGGCUCGCGGCGCCGCCCAGACUGCGACUCAUACCGGAGCCUUUAGGCGGCCCAUGAAUGCAGCGCCUGUAGGUGAGAGGCCCGUCUUUGAAGCGCGAAAAGGCAUUGCUGCACUGCGCGUCGAAGCUCGCCGAGAAAUCCAGGCCCUCAUCGAACUGCUCCUGGCCAACGAUAUACAGUUGUUGCUCACCCACAGGCCGGAUGGCGCCGCCAGCGUCAACUUGAAGUUGGCGACGAUUGCGAGCCUGGUCAAGGCUGUGACUGUUCUCGAGCACAGCGAGGGCCGCGGCUGA